Messenger RNA from Equus caballus (horse), 5279 nucleotides. It is a transcript of the gene EHD4, whose product is annotated as EH domain containing 4. Gene Ontology annotation, biological process: endosomal transport; endocytosis. The record is from RefSeq and is a predicted model, not a curated record. Lineage: Eukaryota; Metazoa; Chordata; Mammalia; Perissodactyla; Equidae. Gene Ontology annotation, molecular function: calcium ion binding; GTP binding; protein binding. Gene Ontology annotation, cellular component: cytoplasm; plasma membrane.
CGAGCGCAGCGGGGACAGCUCAGUGCGAGCCGGGGAGGGUCCGAACCCGGAGCAGGAUCCGAGCGCGGGGCGGCAGUGAGAGGGCGGGCGCGGAGCAGCGCACGGGCGGACCGGCGGCGAGAUGUUCAGCUGGAUGGGGCGGCAGGCGGGCGGGCGCGAGCGCGCAGGCGGCAUGGACGCCGUGCAGACCGUGACGGGCGGCCUGCGCUCGCUCUACCUGCGCAAGGUGCUGCCGCUGGAGGAGGCGUACCGCUUCCACGAGUUCCACUCGCCUGCGCUGGAGGACGCCGACUUCGAAAACAAGCCCAUGAUCCUCCUGGUGGGCCAGUACAGCACAGGCAAGACCACCUUCAUCAGAUACUUAUUGGAGCAAGAUUUCCCCGGCAUGAGGAUUGGUCCAGAGCCCACCACCGAUUCCUUCAUCGCCGUGAUGUACGGGGAGACGGAGGGCAGCACCCCAGGGAAUGCUCUAGUCGUGGACCCCAAAAAGCCGUUUCGAAAGCUUAGUCGCUUUGGAAAUGCUUUCCUGAAUCGAUUCAUGUGCUCCCAGCUGCCCAAUCAGGUCUUGAAGAGCAUCAGCAUCAUCGACAGCCCUGGGAUCCUGUCUGGGGAGAAGCAGCGCAUCAGCCGAGGGUACGACUUCUGCCAGGUCCUGCAGUGGUUCGCUGAACGGGUCGACAGGAUCAUCUUGCUCUUCGAUGCUCACAAACUGGACAUCUCGGACGAGUUCUCGGAGGCCAUCAAGGCCUUCCGGGGCCAGGACGACAAGAUCCGCGUGGUGCUGAACAAGGCCGACCAGGUGGACACGCAGCAGCUGAUGCGGGUCUACGGGGCCCUCAUGUGGUCCCUGGGCAAGGUCAUCAACACGCCCGAGGUGCUGCGCGUCUACAUUGGCUCCUUCUGGGCGCAGCCCCUGCAGAACACUGACAACCGCCGGCUCUUCGAGGCCGAGGCCCAGGACCUCUUCAGGGACAUCCAGAGCCUUCCUCAGAAGGCGGCGGUGCGCAAACUCAAUGACCUCAUCAAGCGAGCGAGGCUGGCCAAGGUACAUGCCUACAUCAUCAGCUACCUGAAGAAGGAGAUGCCCAGCGUAUUUGGAAAGGAAAACAAGAAGAGAGAGCUCAUCAGCAGGUUGCCAGAAAUCUACAUCCAGCUGCAGCGGGAGUACCAGAUUUCCGCCGGGGACUUCCCCGAGGUCAAGGCCAUGCAGGAACAGCUUGAGAACUACGACUUCACCAAAUUCCACUCGCUGAAGCCCAAGCUGAUCGAGGCCGUGGACAACAUGCUGAGCAACAAGAUCUCGUCCCUGAUGAGCCUCAUCAGCCAGGAGGAGAUGAGCAUGCCCACGCAGCUCGUGCAGGGCGGUGCCUUCGACGGCACCGCCGAGGGCCCCUUCAACCAAGGCUACGGGGAGGGCGCCAAGGAGGGCGCCGACGAGGAGGAGUGGGUGGUGGCCAAAGACAAGCCCAUCUACGACGAGCUCUUCUACACCCUGUCGCCCAUCAAUGGCAAGAUAUCGGGCGUCAACGCCAAGAAGGAGAUGGUGACCUCCAAGCUGCCCAACAGCGUCCUGGGCAAGAUCUGGAAGCUGGCCGACUGUGACUGUGAUGGCAUGCUGGACGAGGAGGAGUUCGCACUGGCCAAGCACCUCAUCAAGAUCAAGCUCGACGGCUACGAGCUGCCCAACAGCCUGCCCCCCCACCUCGUGCCUCCCUCUCACAGGAAGUCCCUGCCCUGAGGGGCAGGCCGCACACGGGGUGGGGGGUGGGAAGUGGGGGACCUGGGCCUGAGGCCCACACUGCCGUUGACUCACUGAGUGACCCUGGGCAAGGCACUGCCCUCUCUGUGCCUCCAUUUCCCCAUCUGUAGAAUGGGGAGGGCAGACACUGGACACUAGAUGAGGUCCUUUCACCUCUAAAAUUUCCUGAGUUUCUAUUAUAAUAUUGGAGAGAGGGGCUGGAUAAGGAGAUUGAAGGGUUGAGAAGAAAGAGAAAUUAACCAAAGAGUACUGAGAUGUCCGGGGAGGUGCAGAUGGGGAGGUGGGCUUUGUGGAAUCCCAGAGCCACGGGGAGCGAGCUGGGGGCUCUGCUGGGGCAGCCGAGGCUGCUGGGCUUCCCUGGACCACUCAUCAUCGUGAACCUCUCUGUCCCUCAGAGGGCACUGGGAGGGAGCAAAGAUGAUCUUAUUUGUUUCCUGCUAUAGUCAGAGUGGAAAAAAACAGAGCAGAGAGGGUUUCUGUUCUGUCCAAACUCUGCCAAAGAGAAGGAGACUGCUGCCCCAGGUUUGAAAGGAGGAGGCGCGAUGUCUGGGUGCCCCCCGUCCCUUCUGCAGCCUCGAGCAGAACACGCCGCCCAGCCAGCAACAGCCACUGUCCCAGCACCCCCUGACCAGCCCUCCCAGGGCCCCCUGACCCGGGCCCGCCCAGCAAAGUUGUAUGCGGGUAGGAAUUUGGAACUCACAGCCUUUAUUAACCCCUGGCAAGAUUUCUAGUAUUCAAGUCAUGUUGAAGUCUGAAGAUUAGCUUUUCUUACUGGCCUGUCCAAUACUAUGUAGCAACGUCUAUGUAUCAUACUUAAUGACAGUAAGGAGAAGACGUGGCUCUCCUCAGGCCUCAGUUAGUGCAGUUCCCUGUCCCUAGGUCUCCUUGGUUGACGGCAGGAUUUAAAUUAAGCAAAAACACGUCUUGGUGUGUGCUGUGUCCUGGGCCUGUGGACACAAAGGGGAAAGAGAGGCCAGCCUGCCCCGGGCUGUCAGGUAGAAAACAUCAGUCUACAAGCAUUAGACACUAUUUUUAUAAAAAAUAGGCAUUUUUAUUAUGUCCAGUUUUUUUCUUACAUAAAAGCCUUUAUACAGAAACGGGAUAGACUAUUUCAUAUAAAACCUUUUCUUCGAAAGGCUGUGCAGUUGGUAUCAUGAAUGCCCAUCGCAAGGCAGGAUUUGGGGACGUACCUGGACACUGGCUCCUGAGGGAGGGUCUUCCCCCAUGUAAACCUCUCUGGACUGCUCGCUCAAGUGCCUGGGUCUAGUGGAGGGGCUGAUGGUCACUGCCACCCUCCCUGACGUGUGGGCUCCAGCUUGGGGAUGCACAUGCCUUUCACCAGUAUUUAUGCAAUAAAAGACAAAAGGAUGACAGCUGAUGGCAUGGGGCCCUGCGGCAUCAGAAAUGAAUGAAACCAGAACAGGUCCACCUGGGCCUUCCAAAACUACAUAUUUUUUUUUUCUGAUGUCCCCUGUGACAUCAGGGUCAGAAGUGCAGACUUAGGGAAGAUUUUUCUUUUAGAGAAGCAGUUAUCCAGAUGCCAGCCCUCACCCUCCCAAGCUCACUUUCUAAGUCAUUUUAAGAGAAGUAAAUGCAUAAUAUGGUUUUUAAUCUUAAUAAGCACUUUUAAAUUAAUUAGACACAUAGAAAAAAGACGUUUGUAAUUCCAGUACUGUAAUAUGAGCAGAUAGUUCUGUGAACGCCUGAUGACUGCACAGUGAAGUCCACCGCAGGGCAAAUAGAGAAGAGAGUUCAUUUGUCCAAAGGUUUAGAGAUGCCAAGGUAGCUGGUUUUCCAUUCAGAAUUAUCUUGUUCCCUUAACUCAAUAGUCAUUUAUAAACAUCAAUUGUCAUAUAUAAAGAUAAAUAUAUACACAUACGUAUAUCACAUGAGUAUGUAUUUUUGACACUUGUCAACGUGUGUCUAUGUAGAUAUGGCCAAGUUUUGUCUACGUAGAGACGUAGGAAAGCUGUCUUAGAGGGCCAGCAGACUGUUUCUGGUUUCUACGUGGAAGGAAACCUCUCAUGGUGUGACCCCUACCCCCAUGCCCUCAGGUGGGAGAAUGUCUGGCAGCUGAAUCCUUUCCCUGCUGGGGGGAAGAAAAAAAAGUCAUGUGUCCAUUUUUCUUAAUUUCUUCUCUUACGACAUGAAGUCAUUCAUCAUGAAAAGUUGAUUGGAAAGAAAAACGCUGGAAAAUAUUAUGAGGGAUGGCGGCCAAGUGAGGACCCGUAUCUUCCCAGGACCCACACAGAGUUCCUUGGGUCUGUGUCCAUAGCACCCCCACCUUGUCCCCCCGCAGUGGGGUGGCCGAGCCCUCUCGGAGCUGUUCCCCUUGACCGGCCAUGUUGCCCCUUACACCCCAGUUUUCAAAGUGCCCUUCCCCAGAGUGUUUACGGAUGGGCAGGAGGGUGGAAGUAGAUGAACUCUAGCUCUGUGAAACUAUCUUCAUGCUCUCCAUGGUUCCACAGGAGAAAAGCUAAGGAUCUUGAAUCUAUUUUCUACACAGCACAUGUAUGGCAUGACACAAACUUCUGCAGCCUUGAGUUUAGGGGAGAAAAAUGAAAACUUCAGCCUACUUCUCCCAGAGUCGUCUUCCUAGUUGUCAGCCUGGUAAUGAGGCCCUCUUGAACCUACCUGUAAGGAAAUGUCGCCCUAAGACCUGCCGAAGCCCUAGCUCCAGGGUCCCACGCAGCCGUCCAGCCUGCCUCGGCCUCAUGCCCCAGCCCGGCCUGGGAUGUGGACUCUUUCCUUGCUGCGCGCUUGCAUGGCCCAGGACGGGGUCACUCUUCCAUGGGGAGGCCGUUCAUUCAGUUGGCUCUCGCUUCUUCAGGGCGGGGCUGGGUUCUCUCUGGGACAUGUUACACAGCAAUAGCACCUUUGGAUUUGGGGCAAUGUUCCUCCCACAGGAUGGUGGGCUGGAGGAGCUGGAUUCUGUGUCAUGGGACUCAGUGUCCAGGUGGGCCAGAGAGCAUGCAAGGAGAAGCAAAAUGCCUCCUGCUCUCCCCUAACACUGCCCCCGCCCCCAUUACCAGCCUGCAGGAGAGGCCUCGGCAAAGCCCUGGCCCCACUGCCCUGACCACAGCCCUUUCUGCUGUCCGCUGGGUCUCCUAAGGAGCCCCGCCCACCACACCGGGAAAGUCUUAUACUGGAGUCCAGCGCCCAGGGUGGGGUUUCACCACCAGAGUCAUGGCCUGACAGCCCCAGGUGGACCUGUCCACUUUGCACCUUACACUCUGUCAUAAUGCCCUCGGCACCUUGCCUUGAAGAUGGGGAGAGCGUUUCGCAGAGGCACUGUUGAUUUCCUCCAGGGAGUGUGGCAGAAGAACAUUCUUAGGACAGAUAACCACUGAGUUUAUUCAGAUAAACGUGGGUCUAAUUUCAGAGUGUAUCAGAUUACAUGUCAAUUAGCCGAUGCGGUUAAUACACAGUGCUUCUAUUUUUUUGUAAUCUUGUUUUGAAGUGUCAAACAAACAGGAUGCAGUCUACUGAUCAAUAAACUUCUGGAAAAAUCAGACCUUCA